Vitis riparia (riverbank grape) is the source of this 873-nucleotide messenger RNA. RefSeq names its product ABC transporter C family member 3-like. Gene Ontology annotation, molecular function: ATP hydrolysis activity; ATP binding; ATPase-coupled transmembrane transporter activity. Gene Ontology annotation, biological process: transmembrane transport. The coding region runs from base 1 to 873 and encodes 290 amino acids. Gene Ontology annotation, cellular component: plant-type vacuole; vacuolar membrane. NCBI's taxonomy places the organism in Eukaryota, Viridiplantae, Streptophyta, Magnoliopsida, Vitales, Vitaceae. The transcript is spliced from 3 exons. The record is from RefSeq and is a predicted model, not a curated record.
AUGUGGGUAGUCAAGGACAUUGAGUUUGAUCAAUUUGACGAAAAUACUGGGCGUCAUCUUAGAGAGAUGAAUUUCUGGGGUAUCCAUUCGAUUCAGAGGUUUCAUGGUGAUGUCAUCGAGAGGCUUCCAAAAGGUAGUCUUGGCACAACAAUUGAGAUAGUGGAUGAGAAUUUCUCUUGGGGUUCAUCUUCCCUUAAUCCAACGUUGAAGGAUAUUAAUUUGCGGGUGUGCCGCGGCAUGAGGGUUGCUGUUUGUGGUACCAUAGGCUCAAGUAAAUCAAGUUUACUCUCCUGUGUGAUGGGAGAGGUGCCUAAGAUAUCCGGUGUCCUUAAACUGUGUGGAACAAAGGCAUGUGUUGCUCAGUCUCCUUGGAUACAGAGUGGUAAGAUAGCAGAGAACAUCUCGUUUGGUAAGGAGAUGGACAGAGAAAGGUAUGAAAUGAUCCUUGAUGCAUGUUACUUGAAGAAGGACCUGGAGGUUCUCUCAUUCAGUGACCAAACAGUUAUAGGUGAACGGGGAAUCAAUCUGAGUGGCGGCCAGAAGCAAAGAAUACAGAUUACACGUGCGCUUUACCAGAACACUGAUAUUUAUCUGUUUGAUGAUCCUUUCAGUGCAGUGGAUGCUCAUAUAGGAACCCAUCUCUUUAAGGGAUGUUUGCUUGGUCUUUUGGGUUCAAAAACAGUGAUUUAUGUUACACACCAAGUAGAGUUCUUACCUGCUGCUGACCUCAUACUAGUCAUCAAGAUGAAAGCUAACCUGAGACUGAUGAUGGGGAUUCAAAGCAAGACGAAAGAGGGAAUUCUGAGGACGUUUUCUGGUCAUAAGACUUUUGGGAAUAAUUAUCGUAUUUGCUCUAUUGAAAGACAGAACUGA